Neogale vison (American mink) is the source of this 1003-nucleotide messenger RNA. RefSeq names its product olfactory receptor 7A17-like. Gene Ontology annotation, cellular component: membrane. The coding region runs from base 29 to 1003 and encodes 324 amino acids. Gene Ontology annotation, biological process: G protein-coupled receptor signaling pathway. Lineage: Eukaryota; Metazoa; Chordata; Mammalia; Carnivora; Mustelidae. Gene Ontology annotation, molecular function: G protein-coupled receptor activity; olfactory receptor activity. The transcript has a single exon. The record is from RefSeq and is a predicted model, not a curated record.
AUAAAUAAAAGAAGGCUUGAAAACUUUUAUGUUCUUUUUUUUCUUCUUUUCUUGUAGUCACCACCACUACAUGGAAGCAGACAAUGGUACAGGAAUUUCAGAGUUUCUUCUUCUGGGGUUUUCAGAGGACCCAGAACUGCAGCCCCUCAUAUUUGGGCUUUUCUUCUCUAUGUACUUGAUCACUGUGCUUGGAAACGUACUCAUCAUCCUGGCUGUCAGCUCUGAUUCCCACCUCCACACCCCCAUGUAUUUCUUCCUGGCCAACCUGUCCUUUGUAGACAUCUGUUUUACCUCCAGCACCAUCCCCAAGAUGCUGUGGAACAUCCAGACUCAGAGCAAAGUCAUAACUUAUGCAGGUUGCAUCACACAGAUGUAUUUUUUCAUACUUUUUGCAGACUGGGACGACUUUCUCCUGACUGUGAUGGCCUAUGACCGCUUCGUGGCCAUCUGUCACCCCUUGCACUACACGGUCAUCAUGAAACCCCAGCUCUGUGGACUGCUGAUUCUGGUGUCCUGGGUCAUCAGUGUUCUGAAUUCCUUGUUACAGAGCUUGAUGUUGUUGCGGCUGUCCUUCUGUACAGAGGUUGAAAUCCCCCAUUUUUUCUGUGAACUCAACCAGGUAGUUGGGCAUGCCUGUUCUGAUACAUUUCUUAAUGACAUGGUGAUGAAUUUGGGAAUUCUGCUGCUUGGCGGUGGUCCCCUUGCUGGGAUCCUUUAUUCAUAUUCUAAGAUCGUUUCCUCCAUACGUAGAAUAUCAUCAGCUCAAGGCAAGUAUAAAGCAUUUUCCACCUGUACAUCUCACCUCUCUGUUGUCUCCUUAUUUUAUUGUACAAGCCUGGGAGUGUACCUUAGCUCUGCAGCUACCCAGAGCUCCCAUGCAAGUGCAGUAGCCUCAGUGAUGUACACGGUGGUCACACCCAUGCUGAACCCCUUCAUCUAUAGCCUGAGGAACAGAGACAUAAAGAAGGCUCUGAAAAGAAUCACUGGGGUUCCAGUGAUGUAA